AUGAAUGCGGUUUCUCCGAAAGAUGAAAAAUUAGAACACGAAGAUAAUAAGCUGGCGAAAGGUGUUGAUGAAAAGUUGAAUAUUGAAGAUGAAACACGAGUACCCACCGCAUCAGCCGCUAAGAAGAAAAAGAAGAAGAAACCUUCCAGUGGUGAACAGGCCUCGGAAAGCACCGAAAAAUCUCCAGAGGUCGAAAAUACCAUCGAUGCCGGAGCCACCGAAGGUGAUCACACGAGUAAUAACACUUCAAAAACCCAACACAAAAAGAAGAAAAAGAAGGCAGCUGCGAAAAGCGAGGGUGAUGCAAAGUCGGACAAAGAACUCACACAAACGGAUCCACCUACUAUUCCCAUAUGCAAGCUUUUUCCGAAUCAGGAGUAUCCUAUUGGGGAAAUUUUGGAGUAUCGCCCCGAAACCGAUGGACGAACAGCGUUAAAUCGAAUGACUUCCGAAGAAUGCAAAGCUCGUGACAGAGCUCAUCUGGAAACUUAUUUGGAGUUCAGAGAAGGAGCAGAGGUCCAUAGACAAACACGGCAACACAUUAAAAAAUGGCUGAAACCGGGGGUGACGAUGAUUGAACUGUGUGAGGAAUUGGAACGAACUAGUCGUGCGUUAAUUUUGGAAAGGGGCCUUCAAGCGGGCUUGGCGUUCCCCACUGGCUGUUCUCUGAAUCAUUGUGCUGCUCACUAUACACCCAACUCUGGGGAUACCACAGUCCUCGGUUAUGAUGAUGUCUGUAAAAUCGACUUCGGAGUUCACGUCAAUGGUCGAAUUAUCGAUUGUGCCUUCACCGUACAUUUUAAUCCUCAGUUCGACACCUUAGUCGAAGCUGUGAAAGACGCUACAAACACCGGUAUAAAAGCCGCGGGUAUUGACGUCCGACUAUGCGAUAUUGGAAAAGAAAUUCAAGAAACCAUGGAGUCGUAUGAAGUGGAAAUAAAGGGCAACACUUACCAAGUCAAAGCUAUCCGAAAUCUGAAUGGUCAUUCACUUGGACCGUACCAAAUUCAUGCGGGCAAAACAGUCCCGAUCGUGGGUGGUGGUGAACAAACCAGAAUGGAGGAGAAUGAAUAUUACGCGAUUGAGACUUUCGGCAGCACAGGCCGGGGUUACGUGACUGAUGGUGACGAGGUGUCACAUUACAUGAAAAAUUUCCAUGCCGGACACAUUCCUCUCAGAUUACCCAAAUCCAAGCAGUUACUCAAUGUGAUCGAUCGGAACUUUGGAACGUUGGCUUUCUGUCGUCGCUGGCUAGAUCGAUUGGGUGAAACGAAAUAUUUGCUCUCGUUGAAACAUCUCUGUGAUGUUGGUAUAGUCGACCCGUAUCCGCCAUUGUGUGAUCAGCGAGGUUCAUACACAGCUCAGUGGGAGCACACAAUUCUCCUACGACCGACCUGCAAGGAAGUGGUCACGCGUGGACCAGACUAUUAG
Messenger RNA from Echinostoma caproni, 1431 nucleotides. The record is from the annotation of a GenBank genome assembly. NCBI's taxonomy places the organism in Eukaryota, Metazoa, Platyhelminthes, Trematoda, Plagiorchiida, Echinostomatidae.